This is a messenger RNA of Leptosia nina, 588 nucleotides long. Lineage: Eukaryota; Metazoa; Arthropoda; Insecta; Lepidoptera; Pieridae. The record is from the annotation of a GenBank genome assembly.
AUGAUUCCAGGUGUACGAAGAAAUGUGAUUGAUUUGCUUAAAAAUAUUGAGCGAAAUAUAUUCAAUUUCUUUAGUCAUCCACCAAGAGAGAUAGCCUACGCGUGUGUAAACGAGAAGCAAAUACAACAUCAAAAGUUUUCAAUUAAGGAUAUCGUUGGCGAUGGAUUUUUAUUAGCAGUACCAAAAUUUAGGAGAACAGUCGAAAAGCGUUGGAAAAGAAAGUUUGGAUCCCCAGAAUACCAAUGGAAAAUGCUUGUACCACGUACUAAUAUCAAGGUUUGCCAUGAAUGUGGGCAUUAUCAUGAAAGAGGACGGCUUUGUGGUAACUGUUAUAAGAAAGUUGAAGCAGAAACCAAAGAAAUCCAAGAUAAAAUUGUAGAAAAACUUGCAAACAAACCAAUUGAGAAUGAAGUUAUUGUUUUGUAUGAUGGUGAAAAUUUACCAGAUCAGCCCAAAGAAUUCUGGCAAGGUAAGAGAAUCAUUGAAAUGAAAAAGGAGAGGCCACAAUUCUUCAGUAAAAAUCUUUUACAGAAGACAACUCAACAACCAUCAGAAUCAACAGAUGUAAAACCUACUGAUUUAGCUUAG